GGGUAAUGGCAAAGUACAAAAACACUCCCAAAACUAACCCAACGUACAACCAAGUCCAAUAGCAGAGUCUUCGGACGAGGAGCCGUCUUCAGAGAUGGGUGAAAACUAGAUCAGCAGAUUUACUUGAUUCGCCAAGAGGCGUGGUUUUCUUUGAAUGAGAUGGGGUUUGGGUUGAGGCCCGAGAAUAGAAGCAGAGGGAAGAGGAGGAGGAAUCUCGGCAGGAAGAUCAAGGAUCAUAAGAACACUCAAAGCAUUGAGAUAAGUAGUAGAAGUACUGCGAGAUUCAGAAAGAUCUACUCAAAGAUUGAUAAGCAUACGAGUGAUGAGGGGUCCAAAGGGCAGGAAGCCUUGAUAAUGUUCAUCUCCAACAGGGAGAAGUGCACCAAAAAGGAUUUGUGUGAAGUCCAGCUUACGGCGGGCAGUGGCACUGGAGAUGAUCCACAUAUCCAUAGGAAGCACAUUGUCCAGAUUGAAUGAUCUAGGAAGAAGAACUCGAGUAAGGAAAAAAUGGAAGAUCCUUAGGCGAGGAGGUAGCCAACUGAUAGGAAUAGGAACAUCAGAUCCUCCUGUGGGUUCAGUGGAGAAGUUGGUAUACUCAGUGUUGAUGAAAAACUCUUGUUUCCAGAACUCAUUAGGAUGAGCAAUAUCCACUCCUUGGGAAGGAAAACCAAGUGUAGCGCUCAGAGCGGCAGCAUGGAUGGUUAGCAGAUGACCAUGUACCACAGUAGUCAUGAGUCUAGAGCAAAUUCCUUGAGAGCGAAGGUUUGAAUAAAAAUAUCGAACGGCU
Messenger RNA from Linum trigynum, 787 nucleotides. NCBI's taxonomy places the organism in Eukaryota, Viridiplantae, Streptophyta, Magnoliopsida, Malpighiales, Linaceae. The record is from the annotation of a GenBank genome assembly.